AUGUCAGAGUGGCCUAACUCCGAUAAUCCUUUCAUUGACUCUGAAAGUCUUUAUACCACAAGCUUCAAGCCUUUGCCGUUGCCGGACGAUUUUCUUGGGUUCAAUGGAGUCAUUGAACCGUCUAUUUCUCCUUCAGUGACACUUAAGAGUCAGCACCAGCUAGCACAACUAACACAACCAGAACAACUAGUUCAAUCAGCACAAUCAACACAGCAAGAACAACAUCAGAAUGAACAAGGUGAUGACCUCGAAUCGAUUCUCUUUGAUCUAGGCAUUUCCGAUGCCUACGAGACUUCACAAAAUCCUUCUUCAGAGACGCUUCCCUCAACUUCUUCGUCAACGAACGACCAUGGAUUUAGCAAGUCACAUACAAGAAAGAUCAGUGGUUCUGGAAUAUUUGGGUUUGUUGGUACAGGAUCUGAAACUCAGUUAAGUAUUCCUGGCCUGUACCCCGAAUCUAUUCCCAUAGAAAACAAGAAACCUGUCUACCGAAACGUGGAAAGGUUUGAUAACUUGGACUUUACCAAAAGUCACAUGGACCCAUCGCUGUCUGAAAAGCCAGUGGUAGAUGAGAUGAGUGGUCCUGAUUACUUCUUUACGGGUGAUCCCAAUGGGAAAUUCAAGUUCCCUCGAUCUCCAAUGUCAGUUACUCCACCUGCUUCUUUCCAUCCUGUUACUGCUACUUACUCUGCGCAGGAUUUGCAGACUUUGAGGCAUUAUCACUCAAAUUUGGAAGGUUACAGUGCCCGGAAGGCUGCUACGGCUCCCGAUUUGUUAGUUCUACAAUCUUCUCCUACUAAAGAAGUCAACAGUGUUGAGGACAUCGAGAGGCUGAUGAACGGUAGAGAAGUCAAAUUGCUACCAAGAAAUCAAAGACCACAGCCGCAACAGUCUCUUCUUCCGGAAGUUCAUCUACCACCUCCACCUCCACCUUCAGUCUCCCCCCAAAGGAACAACUCCUUUGGCGAUGAAACCACGUUUUCAAGCCGUUCUAACUUUUCAACCCCACUUAAAGUUAAGAACACAUUUAUGGAUAUGAAGACUCCAAGCCCUCAGAAACCACCCAAAACCCUCAACUGGAUUCCUACCCUGAUCACUAAGAAGAACAAUUUCUCAGAAAAAAUACUUAAAGAGCAAGCUAGAUCUCCUACGAGGAAGAAAAGACCAACUAUCAAGUCUACUCUUGCAACGGGCACUCUCGAUAAGUACUUUGUGGGUCCCGACGAUGAAAAAAUGUACACCUGCAAGUACGAAGGCUGCAACAAAACUUUCACAAGAAUCUCCAACAUCCGUGCUCACAUUCAAACACAUCUUUCUGAUAGACCAUUUGUCUGUCCGGUAUGUAAAAAAGCCUUCGUCAGAAAUCAUGAUUUGAGAAGACACUACAAGGGACAUCUGGAAUACCAAUAUGUGUGUCCAUGUGGAAAGAAAUUCCCAAGACAGGAUGCUCUAAAAAGGCAUAGAAUUCGAAAUAUCUGUAAAGGUGGUAUCUCAGACGAGAAGGGUGUGCUGAAGAGAAAGAGGAGCAAAGCCAAGAAAAAUUCAUCAACUUCCCACUUGACCUCUUCUUCGGCCUCCAGUAAACUCAUCUCCAGGAUCGACAGCCAGAUAAGUAGCAAACCUGUUCAAGAAGUUGUGAGAUCUGUUCACCAGUGGCCCGAAAAGACCACGUUGCCGACGAUAUUUGCAGACGCUAGUCCUGUUCAAGGACUUACUAUGAAUAUGUUUGCAGCCCAAGAUCCUUCCCAUACUGGAAACGUUUGUUCUGAGCAGGAUUCUUUUGAUCCGGCUAACAUGAUGCUCGAAAAUGGCAUCGAUAUAUCUAUGGACUACUCAUUCGGGCUAGAGGAUAUAACAACCAGCUAG
Molecule: messenger RNA, 1866 nt
Organism: Brettanomyces nanus
Lineage: Eukaryota; Fungi; Ascomycota; Pichiomycetes; Pichiales; Pichiaceae
Exons: 1
Coding region: 1-1866 (621 amino acids)
Biological process (GO): regulation of DNA-templated transcription
Molecular function (GO): DNA-binding transcription factor activity, RNA polymerase II-specific; RNA polymerase II cis-regulatory region sequence-specific DNA binding
Source: RefSeq, a predicted model, not a curated record